Molecule: messenger RNA, 3478 nt
Organism: Doryrhamphus excisus (bluestripe pipefish)
Lineage: Eukaryota; Metazoa; Chordata; Actinopteri; Syngnathiformes; Syngnathidae
Source: RefSeq, a predicted model, not a curated record
GCUAGACACAAUUGACCGGAACUACUUUUGUGUGUGGUUGAACACCGACCAAAAUGGCGGAUGUGGUACGAUUACUAUUAACAGGUGUUUGUCUGAAGCUAGACUAAAAUACCUUUCAGGGUCCAGCUCUCCUCGACACACUUCGGUGGAAAAGUAGCUGUGCAGUAGACAAACCACAACGGAGCUCAGGUUAAGGGUGAGAGACAGAGCCGACAGAACCGUGGACACAGGCGGUAGGACCACCCGGAUAUCAGCGGUUAUGACCGAGGAGGUGGUCUCCUGGAGGGCUGUGUGUUGAGGCUGCAACUGGAAGAUUAGAAUGACCGACAAAACGGACAUAAUGGCUGAUAGAAUUCCAAGUAGAGACAAAACAACGACAGAUCGCUGGCUGUAUGAGUUUGCCAUCCUCGACAGUAUGCUAUUCAGGUGAACCAUUGGUGCACAAAUUUGGGGGAAAGCAGUGCAACAAGUCAAUAAGUUGUGCGUAAAAAGCACGCAGGAGGAUUGGCGCUGCAUGCUUGGUGACAGGAUGAGGAGGAGGAGGGCGGGUUGGCUCAGCCAGCUGUUGGAGGGCAGUGUUCCCCUUCUACAUCAGCUCGUUGACAUCAGCACACACACUUCUCCACUGGAUCAGACGUAUCUCUCUGUGCGCCACUGAUGUGCAACUUUUCUCGCCAACAACAAGAAGGUGUGUGAAAGGUGAACAGAAGGAAGAAACGCAGGUACACACUAAGAAGCCCACAAAGAAUCAACAGUCUUUUGUCUCGUUUCUGGUCCGCAUAAAACCCCAGUAGAUCAGUGGUUAUCAUCUGCAUCCAAGUCGCCUAGAUACACAAAGGUGUCACAAAGGUAUCAGGUCACAGUCAAAAUGGGAAGAAAGAAAAUACAGAUUUCUCGCAUUCUGGACCAGAGAAACCGACAGGUAACCUUCACCAAGCGUAAGUUCGGCCUGAUGAAGAAGGCCUACGAGCUGAGCGUGCUGUGUGACUGCGAGAUCGCCCUGAUCAUCUUCAACAGCACCAACCGUCUGUUCCAGUACGCCAGCACAGACAUGGACAAGGUGCUGCUCAAGUACACCGAGUACAGCGAGCCGCAUGAGAGCCGCACUAACACAGACAUAUUGGAGACUCUGAGGAGGAAAGGUCUGGACCUGGAUAGCUCGGAGUUGGACGGUGAGGAGAGUAUGCAGGUUACUGCUCAUAAGUGUGAUGGCAUGGAUUUGUCUGUGGGACGCCCGCGUAUCUCUGCUCCAUCCCUUCGAUCACCAGCAGGUCAGUUCCUGGUAGCCGAAACCAGCUUCCCGAUCUCUUCAGGACCCAGCACGGCCCCCCACAGACCUCCAUGCUUUAAAUCCAUCAGCCCAGCCUCACCUCACAGCUCUCUCAUGGCACCGUACUCUGGUAUCGGCUACUCAGUCUUUUCCCACGUGAGUCGGGGACUGGACCUGAAGAGUCCUCCUCCUCCUCCUCAUCCCCCUACUUUGCCACUGCCUGGUGAUGCAGACAGUCAGUGUUUGCAUGCGGCCCAAAACCCCAUGAUGAGUAAGGGGGUCUUGUACCAGGGCCUGCACAGUGCCAGCUCAGUGGUGGCGAUGGGCAAAGCCGGCAUUCUGGGCCACACCUUGGCAGGCUAUGGCCUUGCCUCCUCUGGAGCUUCUGAGUACAGCCAACCAGGUUUUUAUCACUCUUUUAGCCUGCAAAGAGGAGCAGUGAACUCCUGGCAAGCAACACCGCCUCCACACCAACUCCAUGGGCCUCAUAUAAGUGAAGGGAUGUCCACCGGAGGGUGUUUGUUCCCUUCUCAGUCAUGCUCUUCCACCUUGAUGCAUGAGCCCUGCUUCAGCGUUCACAUCAAAUCAGAGCGUAAUUCUCCUGACCAUGUGACUUCACCUGCUUCGUCUCCCCGACGCAACCUCAGGCCCGACUACUCGCCCAUGACCGACCAUUCGCCCCACCGCACCCCCACAGACGCUCCCCAGGCCCAGGCCAAGACUGCUUACUUGCAAAAGGAAGAGGAAGGUGGAAUGCCACUGAGUCAGGAGAUGUGCGAGGGAUGGCAGAGAUAGCUACAUACAGGUUCUCAAGUCAGAGCUGGUCUCUUCCUGCGUGAUGGACACUCCCCACCACUAGACUGUUCUCUUUUAAGGAGGUACACAUAUACACGUUUCUUUUAUUUAUCUAGUUUUUUGUUUGGCACUUGAAUGAAAAAGUAAGAUUAUAAUAAGCAGCACCUUUUUUCUUUUUUUUUUAAAAAAAAGGUAGUGCAGAUUAAUGGCACAACCCAUGUGACAAGAAAAUGAAACAAGAUUGAAAAAUGUUUUAAUUAAGUCACACAUACAAGUAAAAGCAAAACCAAAAAUAUACACACACCAUGCAGUCAAAACAUGUUAAACAUUGCACUUCACAGUACUGAUGAUUUCAGAGCAUUUCCAUUAAAAAGCCAAAAAACAGACACCUUUAUUGAUCCUAAACAAAUGCAACUUUUAAUUUCAGUUCCACGUGUGAUGAAUAAAGUUAACCAAUAAAUAAAUCCAUGCCUUAAGCAAAUACCAACCAUUUACAAUGCUGCGGAUGAAAAUGUUGCCAUGGAGUUGUAAUUUAAUCCCUUCAAAUAUUUCAAACACUGAAAAGGGACUAAUGACAUUUCUUUUAAAAUUGACCGAAAAUCCCUGAGCUUGUAGGCACUUGGGAAUUCCAGCAGGAAUUAUUAAAAGUAUUCAGCCACAACCUUAAAAAAACUGAAAAGAAAUAGCACUCUUGAAUCGGUUCUUUUGUAACUGGGUCAAAAUGUCCCUUGUAGUCACAACAUGCAAUCAAACAAUAAAAAAAACACUCACUGAUGACAGUUGCAUCCCUAAAAAGUCACCAUGGCUCCGUAGCCUUUGACCUCCUCAUUGCUACCUACAGCAUCUGAAUGGAAAACUAGAAAAUGCAUGUUGUCUCAAAGUGGGAGAAAUGAAUUGGACACCAUAGUAUUCCUAUGCAAAUGCUUCCCUCUAGUGGUUGUGAGUGACAUACGUGAUGACAUCAGCACAACCUAAUUCAACACUUUAAAUAGGGGUUGAAACCUGAGGGACACAUAGUGAAAAAUCAAAGGAUUCAGGGGUCAUUUUGACGUAUCCAAUUUUAGAAACAGGCUAAAACCAACCUGUGUACAUAAGAAGUAUAAUUUAAGAAAAACUUGCUGUGUCAGUUUUGUAUUCUGACAAAAGCGACAUAGUGGUGACAGCAUAUUAUGAGCAAUGGUGGAAUUUUUCGUGGAUUUUUGGAAUAAGCCACAGGUCAAACAGGUUGUGGACCAGAAAUGCACUUUGAACACUUUUGCUUUAGUGUUACUAAAACACAAGAGAUGAAUGCAUUGUUUUUGAAAUUCACUCUCAUUAGCAUUCAGCCAAUCAGUAGUCUUCGAUUUAUUACAAAUGCUGAGCGAAAAUAGUGAUUGGUAGAGCACUGAAACAUUAAAAAGUGAAGUGAUUCGA